UUCACUUCAAUAGUAUAACGGAAAAACCGAAGUAGUUGCUUUCUCCAUUCUCAAUCCUAACAUUACACAAUCCUUAAAAUGUUGGCAGCUUCAACAUCACUAUGUUUUUCACCUUCCACCAGAUUCAAAAAAAUCUCAAAUUCAACUCAAUCAUUCAACAAUAUUCACUCUUUUUCACUAUUCACACCCCCCUCUCUGCAUUUCUCUCUCUACCACAACUCUAAAACACAACCCCCCCAUUUCUUUCCACAACCUGCUUCUUCUUCAUCUUCAUUUUCUGCUGUGAAUGCCGAAUACAUUGAGGAACCGGCAACAAAUGUGAAAUUUCAGACAUCUUUGAGUUUCCCGGGUUGCUCAGACUCAUUAGCGUUGUCUGGAACUGGAUACAGAGAAAAAGUUUUUGCGAUUAUUGGAGUCAAAGUCUAUGCUGCAGGACUCUAUCUAAACCAGUCUACAAUAAGUGAAUUGAAUGCUUGGAAAGGGCAAUCGAAAGAUGCGAUUCAAGGGAACUCUUCCUUGUUCAAGACCAUUUUCCAAUCACCCCUCGAGAAAUUGUUGCAAAUUAUUCUUGUGAGAGACGUUGACGGUAAAACUUUCUGGGAUGCCUUAAGUGAUGCCAUAUCACCAAGAAUUGCAAAACCAACAAAUGCAGAUGAAACUGCAUUGACCACUUUCCGUAGUGUCUUUCAAGAUCGCCCCCUUAAGAAAGGAACUUUCAUUUUUUUGACUUGGUUGAACCCUACCAAAUUGCUUGUUUCGGUUUCGUCAACGGGGGUUCCAUCUAACAUAGAUGCAACGAUUGAAUCUGCUAAUGUGAGUUAUGCUCUUUUUGAUGUAUUCCUUGGAGAUAGUCCUGUUUCUCCUUCUUUGAAAGCUUCAGUGGCUGAAAGCUUGUCAAAAGUACUCAAGUAAAACAAAAUCAACAUCUCAUGCGAAAAUCUCAUGGUCAACCAAUGUGUCAUGUGUGCCUUAUGUAUAAUUGUAAGCUGUAACUUAGCUCUAGUAUUUAUUUUCUAAUGAUCUAAUCUUGGUUCAUGUAUUUAUUCUAUAAUGAUCUAAAAUAUUUGAAAUAAUACACGAUUUGGAAAACGUGUC
Messenger RNA from Trifolium pratense (red clover), 1095 nucleotides. Its product is annotated as fatty-acid-binding protein 3, chloroplastic. Lineage: Eukaryota; Viridiplantae; Streptophyta; Magnoliopsida; Fabales; Fabaceae. The transcript has 5 exons. Gene Ontology annotation, biological process: fatty acid metabolic process. The record is from RefSeq and is a predicted model, not a curated record. The coding region runs from base 79 to 912 and encodes 277 amino acids. Gene Ontology annotation, cellular component: chloroplast stroma. Gene Ontology annotation, molecular function: intramolecular lyase activity; fatty acid binding.